AUGUGUAUGUGUGUGUUUCUUCUGCCUGUCAUGGCAGAAGGAUUCUUUGACUUUUGCUUAAACAGUGAAACCAUGAUUUAUCUUGCUUUGAUUUUGUGCUUAUGUUUGACACAUUUCUUGGAAUUCUUCAGCUAAAAGUUGGGUGCUUUUGGAUUGUGUUUUUUGGUGGGAUUAAAUUUUUGUUAUUUAUGACAGGAAAUAAAUAUAGAUGCACGUUGUAUGUUGUCUUAAUAGGAAUUUUUUUGAGGCAAAAUUUUAAUUUAAUAGGAGUAUUUAAGACGAACAUAACUCGACUUCAUAAAUUUCUAGGCUGUAAGAAUAACAAGAAAUCAGUGUGAAGAAUACUUAAUCCCAUCAGUCAUGAGCUAGACUUUUGUGCCCCAAAAAUAUGCAUAAAUGGAGGGUGAGGUGCUUUUCAUUCUAAUAAGAUUUCCCUCUUUAAAAAGUUUGGAUCAAGAAAUAUAGUUAGGGGAUGAAGAUGGCUGGAGCUAUUAAUGUGGGUUGAAAGAAUUUCCAUACCCUUAAAAAAAGUUUGGACUAAGAAAUAUAGAUAGGGGAUGAAAAUGGCUGGAGUCAUUAAUGUGAGUUGAAAGAAUUUGCAUUGUAUCAUCCCAUUUUAUUGAUAACUCAGAAGCUUGACAUGUAUGUGGGGGCCUACCGGCCUAGGUAAGGCGUGGUUCUGAUGGAGAAAAUUUGCUCGUCUACGCUGCGGUUAGGUUUGCCAAAUCUCUACAUGUGCAUCGUAGGAUCAUUGAUAACCACACGAAGUUGUUACUUACGAGUUUACAUAACAUAGCUUCAUUUAUUUUGUCAAGAAAGUUGUGUGGUUAUAUUCAAAGAUGGAAGUGAAUACUUGAUUUGAUUGGUUCUUCUUUGAAUAAUGAGUGCUGGGUUGGAUAAGCCCUCUCCAGAUGGCGAAGAGGAUUCGUUAUCAGCAGAAACCCAGCAGGGGAAGAUCAACGAGGUAAGAAAGUUAGUCGGGCCAGUGUCGGGGAAACUAGCCAUCUAUUGCUCGGAUGCAUGUAUCGCGAGAUAUUUGAGAGCACGAAGCUGGAGUGUGAAGAAGGCCGUGAAAAUGCUCAAGGCAACUCUAAAGUGGAGAUUGGAGUACAUGCCAGAAGAGAUACGUUGGGGAGACGUUGCAGCGGAAGCAGAAACGGGAAAGAUUUACAGAUCGAGUUACAAAGAUAAACAGGGGAGGCCAGUUCUUGUGAUGAGACCUCGUUGUCAGAAUACAAAGUCGAUAAAAGGGCAAAUCAAGUAUUUGGUUUAUUGCAUGGAGAAUGCAAUUCUGAAGCUCAGUGAGGAAGAGGAACAAGAGCAGAUGGUGUGGUUGAUUGAUUUCCAUGGUUUCAGCUUGUCCAAUGUAUCAAUCAAGGUCACCAAGGAAACUGCUCACGUCCUGCAAGACCAUUACCCCGAGAGGCUCGGCGUCGCGAUUUUAUACGACCCCCCCAAGAUUUUCGAACCAUUUUGGAAGAUGGCUAAGCCCUUUCUGGAGCCUAAAACGGCCAACAAAGUGAAGUUUGUUUACUCGGAUGAUCCUAACACGAGCAAGAUCAUGGAUGAGUUGUUCGACAUGGAGAAGGUAGAGUCCGCGUUUGGUGGGAAAGACGGAGAAGAUUUUGAUGUCAACAAGUACGCGACGAGGAUGAGGAAGGACGACGAAAAGCUUCCCUUCGUGUGGAGGACACCACCACCACCACCACCACCAGAUAUAACAGCAGAGAAAGCUGCCGUUUCUAGUGAUGAAGAUUACUGAGCUACAAUGGAUGUGUUGUGGAUUCGACUUCGCCAUUUUCAACUAUAAAAAGCUUAAUGGACAAAAUUCCAUUGUUUCCAAUUACGCGAUUAAGAAAAAACUACACUACAUAACAAUUGGCAGCUCACAUAUAAUGUAGUAAGCCGGUUUUCAGAUAAUAUUCUGCAUUUUACCAACUGUAUCGCCAUAAUUUCUUUUAACUCAUUUUUUCCUUCAUUAUAAAUAGUUAUUUCCUCCUUUCCAAUUCAA
This is a messenger RNA of Salvia miltiorrhiza (redroot sage), 2011 nucleotides long. RefSeq lists its product as uncharacterized. The coding region runs from base 881 to 1762 and encodes 293 amino acids. The transcript is spliced from 6 exons. Lineage: Eukaryota; Viridiplantae; Streptophyta; Magnoliopsida; Lamiales; Lamiaceae. The record is from RefSeq and is a predicted model, not a curated record. Gene Ontology annotation, molecular function: phosphatidylinositol transfer activity.